Messenger RNA from Micropterus dolomieu (smallmouth bass), 1792 nucleotides. It is a transcript of the gene fuca2, whose product is annotated as alpha-L-fucosidase 2. Gene Ontology annotation, molecular function: alpha-L-fucosidase activity. The record is from RefSeq and is a predicted model, not a curated record. NCBI's taxonomy places the organism in Eukaryota, Metazoa, Chordata, Actinopteri, Centrarchiformes, Centrarchidae. Gene Ontology annotation, cellular component: lysosome. The coding region runs from base 188 to 1552 and encodes 454 amino acids. The transcript is spliced from 7 exons. Gene Ontology annotation, biological process: fucose metabolic process; glycoside catabolic process.
CCUCACCGGCGCGUCAACGGACAACUAUUCAACAUUCCCAUUGUUUUCAAUGUUUUCAAGAAGCUGCCUCUUGUUUUAUUACAUUAUAUUUAUUUAACUUCCUCAUCUUGGUAACUUUAUGCUUUAUCAUGUGAUUGCCACCGCGCCCUCCGGAUCAUUUUGUCACACUAGGUGAUUUGGACCUGAAAUGGGAGGUUUAACGGUUUCUUUGCUGGUGUCGAUGCUGUUGAUCGGCACCAGCACAGCAAAAUACGAACCGAACUGGAAAUCCAUCGACUCCAGACCGCUACCAGAGUGGUACGACCAGGCCAAGUUUGGUAUCUUUAUACACUGGGGGGUCUUCUCUGUCCCGAGCUUCGGCAGCGAGUGGUUCUGGUGGUACUGGCAGAAGCAAAAACUAAAGCCGUAUGUUGACUUUAUGCAGAGGAAUUAUCCUCCAGACUUCAAGUAUCAAGAUUUUGCACAGCAGUUCACUGCGGAGUUCUUCGAUGCCAAAGAAUGGACGGACAUCUUCGCCUCAUCAGGAGCCAAGUACAUCGUCCUGACCACAAAACAUCAUGAAGGUUUCACACUAUGGGGCUCCAAAAACUCCUGGAACUGGAACGCAGUGGAUGUUGGACCAAAAAGAGACCUGGUAGAUGAAGUGGCGAGUGCUCUCCGUGCUCACAGUGACCUGCGUUUAGGACUUUAUCACUCUCUCUUUGAGUGGUAUAAUCCGCUUUUUGAACAGGACACUGCCAAUGUCUUCACUACAAACUAUUUUCCUGCCAGUAAAACUCUUCCUGAGCUUUAUGAGCUCAUUGUUAAGUACAAACCAGAGGUGCUGUGGUCUGAUGGGGACGGAGACGCCCCUGACAAGUACUGGAACAGCACAGGUUUCUUAGCCUGGCUCUAUAAUGACAGUCCUGUACGAGACACAGUGGUGACAAAUGAUCGCUGGGGCUCUGGCUCCAUCUGCACCCAUGGUGGAUAUUACACCUGUGCUGAUCGCUACCAGCCAGGACACCUGCUCAAACACAAAUGGGAAAACUGCAUGACCAUCGACACAAAGUCCUGGGGUUACAGACGUAAUGCUCCUCUCAGUGACUACCUCACAACUGAGCAGCUUGUAGCGACAUUGGCGGAGACUGUGUCCUGUGGGGGUAACCUGCUGAUGAACAUCGGUCCAACACACGAUGGGAGGAUCGCCCCCAUCUUUGAGGAGCGUCUGAGGCAGAUGGGUCAGUGGCUGGAGGUCAAUGGGGAGGCCAUCUACAACACAACCGCAUGGCGGGCUCAGAAUGACACGGUCACUCCCAACGUAUGGUACACUUUCAGACCACAGGAAAAGAGCAUCUUUGCCGUUUUGCUGAAGUGGCCCAAUAAUGGAUCAAUGAUUCUGAGUGAACCUGUGGUUACACAAGGGCAGACUCAGGUAGUGCUUCUCGGUCACGGGUCUCUGCAGUGGGAGCCUGUAAAGCCCAGUGGACUGCGGGUUCUCCUGCCCCAGCUGUCCUUCAGCCAGAUGCCAUGCCAGUGGGCCUGGACACUGAAACUGACAGGUGCCACCUAAAGGGAAACCAGAUCACGUGAGGAGGAACAGACAAAGCUGCAAGCUAGAGAGAAAGACCCAGCGAUUAAUAUGUUUAAAUAACGGAACACAACCCAUAAAAUGCACUGGACUGUCUGUGACAUGCACUUUUACAAUAUGGUAAAAGGGUGUUUUUGAAGUACAUAUGCUGGGAGUAAACAUUCAUCAAAUCACUGUUGUUUUUGUAUUGGUUAAUUAUUAGGAUUAAAGCCUUAUGUUCAA